Molecule: messenger RNA, 979 nt
Organism: Sinocyclocheilus grahami
Lineage: Eukaryota; Metazoa; Chordata; Actinopteri; Cypriniformes; Cyprinidae
Product: programmed cell death protein 10-A-like
Exons: 9
Coding region: 110-979 (289 amino acids)
Biological process (GO): positive regulation of MAP kinase activity; regulation of Golgi organization
Cellular component (GO): FAR/SIP/STRIPAK complex
Molecular function (GO): protein kinase binding
Source: RefSeq, a predicted model, not a curated record
AAUCUCUUCCUCAUUGGUUUCCCUUUCAGCGGUCGUCUGGGCCCCCUCAUCACGAGCCCCCCAAGGAGUGAAUGACGCUCCCCCCAUCCCUUCCCGCACCCUGACGAGGAUGACAAUGGAAGAGAUGAAGAAUGAAGCAGACGCGACCUCGAUGGUAUCCAUGACGCUCUACGCCGUGAUGUACCCUGUCUUCAAUGAGCUGGAGAGAGUAAACCUGUCUGCGGCACAGACUCUGAGAGCAGCUUUCAUAAAGGCAGAGAAGGAGAACCCAGGACUGACUCAGGAUAUUAUCAUGAAGAUUCUGGAGAAGAAGAACGUGGAGAUCAACUUCACCGAGUCUUUAUUACGCAUGGCUGCCGACGAUGUUGAGGAGUACAUGAUUGACAGGCCUGAGCGGGAGUUCCAGGACCUGAAUGAAAGAGCUCGCGCUCUGAAACAGAUCCUCAGCAAAAUCCCUGAUGAAAUCAACGACCGAGUCCGUUUCCUGCAGACAAUCAAGGCAAUAAACGUGUUUGCCAGUGCCAACCGGCUCAUCCACCAAACCAACUUGAUACUGCAGACCUUCAAAACGGUUGCCUGGAGCGACCGUCCAGCGUUUCUCAUAUCCUGCGCUUUACAGUCACGCUAUCGCUGUGGAGACACUCUCGCUUGCUUUGUCCCUUGUGUUUUCGUUCUGUCCGGUCAGUCCAAGAGAAAGCCAAAUGCCUGGGGGGGCCUUAACGGGACGGGACACGGGGCGUCCAGAAGUGCUUGUAAAUGCUGGGGUUUAGCUGUCUCCUCUGAUGCUUUGAACUCGAAUGAGAGAUGUAUAUUUAAUAGAGAUUUGCUUGAAGAUAUGCUAAGUGUCAGUGUGAAAGGAGGAAUGUCUGGACUCUGGGCAUACACCGUCCUCUCUCGCAUCCUGGUGCAUGAAGUUGAGAUUCACAGCAAUGCAGAAAUCGGCAAUGACUGGGUUUUGGAGGCAUUGGAUGAUAGCUAG